AUCACCCACGACAUGUGUUCUGUCAGCGGUGAGAAGUCAGAGCUUCUCAUCUCUGACCAUUUUGAAGUAUAGGGAUCCAGAGCGGUAUCGUUUCAAAGGGCGUAGGAUGCUUUGUAUGCAUUGGGACAUACCGGAGCACAUGCCACGUUCCCUGAGUCAAGCCAGUUAACCGAGAGUUGGAGUCAGUACGAGUCUGCAUCGCCGCAAUGGACUCUGGCGAUCAUUUGUUCACACUGCGAAUAUACGUCCCCUUCUUCUUUCUUUCCGCCUCCGUACCAUCAUCCUCAGGGUUUCUACGGCUGGCUGAUAUCAGCGCCUUCCCGACUGGCUUCUCUGGAUGUGGUAACCUCGCCUUAGGCGGUCCUUUUUGUUAUAGUUAUCCCGUGGAAAACAGUUGAACGAUGCAGUGCCCUGGGAACAAUCGACUGAAUUGUUCUAUGACCGAUUUAGUAGCUAGAGCUCACUUGCGGCAUCCCCGAGGCGUGUCGGCACUGCACAGAAGAGUUGCUUCGUAUCAGGUACCGCAGAAUUUAAAUCUUCGCCGUGCUUUCCCAAGUACAACUUUUCGUCGUACUUUUGUCCUCUCCCUCAAUGGCUACUAGCAUUUUCGCCAGUGAAUUUAUCGCCUUCUUCAACCAACUUGAAAUAGCCGUGACCCAUGGAGACCAAUGCAUCUCCCUGGUCGUCCGCGAAGACAACGGAGAGACUUACGUCUACACGCAAAGUGAUCAGCUAUAUCCUGCCAACCUGAAGUCUUACGAUGGUAAAGUUGCCUGUACUAUUCGAACAUGUGCGUCAAUACGCCACACUACGAGCGGAGAUUCUGUGCCCAAACGAGUAUCCUUGAGAAACAAUUCUGAGGUCCUCCUCCUUCAACACUCCGAUGAGAUACCUCAGGGGGCAGACCUCCCGCUUAUCGCUCUCUUGGUAGAUGAAGGAUACUUAGUGAUCGCUGGAGAAACGUUGCAACAGCUCAUAGAGACAUAUGACAACAUUGCUUCGCCCCUGCACGAACUCAUACCUACGGACGAUUCCCAUCAAGUUGAUGAUUGGAUGCGGAAGUACAUCAGGGACGAUACAGAUGACGAUGUCGUACCGGGAAACGGACAUUUGUUUGAGUCUGAAGGUGGAAAUCACCACGUCUCCCCUCUAGCGACGCCGACUAUCGACCGAGCUUCCCUACAAGCCGUCAGUAACAAGACCUCUACCGUCGAAGACGAGACCCCUUCAUACCAGACAACAAGUGGACUCUCCAUUCAUAAUUCCGAGUCUCCAAUAAAGCCUUACCGCUUUUCAGAGGAGCAUAGCUGGACAACGCAUGCGGUCUACCCAUCCCAUUAUAUACCCCCAUCUGCAAGCACAAUGGAACCGUCAAGGCAGAUAGAGAAGGUGGCGUUGGAGAUAGAGGAGACGGCAAUGCCGUUUCCUCUAUCUCCCCUGACACCUCUCUUAUCUUCUAGAAGUCCACCGGACCCGCCUUGGUCAACGCCGGAGAUGAUACAUAGCCGAGAUGUCACUGGCCCAUUGGACUCUUCUGAGUCCUCAUACCCCUCCUCUUCAUCCGUCCAAGCCAGUACAUCACACAUAUGGGAGCCCUCGCCUGCUCGAAACACACUGAAGCUUCGACUGUCAGAUCUUUGCCCCGAACCUGACAUAUUUUGCGAAGAGUAUGGGCUUACUUAUCCUUUUGACGACGAUGGAGAAGAUCCCGUGAUUCGUAGAUCACAGCAUGCACCAUCUCCGGAGCGCUUCUCUGGUCCUGCUGUCGGAGAAGCCGCUAUCGAUCCAACGCAUAACGAGGGCUCAUCCGGUGUUGCAGUACCAUCGCCCAACGUGAGUCAGAAGCGGAAGAAACUGAGAGCCAAUACGACACACGACGGUCGUGUUACCAAGUCCAGGAAGAAGAAAGUGAUCAAACGACAUCAGGAGGACACACCUUAUAUCCCUCCUGAAACUCGGAAGCCGUCCGGAAAUGCUUAUCGCAAAGCAUCCCAAUCGUCCCACGCAGUUCGUCAGAAACCUGCUACGCGUUUUCGAGAUGGUCGUAGCGAAGACGAGUUGCCUCGCACUCGUGGUAAGAAGCGGAAGGUGGAAGCGGUGGAUGUUAACAACCACGGGCAGGAGAGCGACGAUGAAUACAUACACGAAUCGGAUGACAAGGAUGAUGAUGAAUACCGUCCACGUCCAAAGCAGAAACGUCGAAGAGUUUCAGCUCAAAAGGAAGGCCCAAAAAUCCGACGUUGGUUGUGUUCAGCCUUCGAGAAGGAGUGCGGAGUCCACUUCACAAGGAUAGCAGACGCAAAACGCCACUUCAGGUCGUCAUGCAAAUUCAAACACGAAGUCACUUUCUCAGAUCUCGAACCCCACAUCGUCGCUAAAGUAAACAUCACAAAUCUGGCUCCCCACAUCGUGAGUGGUGACACGGGCUUCUAUGUUCCUGUAUAUACGAGAGAAGAUGCGCUUGAGAUCCUUGGGCCAGGAAGCCUGUACUUGUGCCAGGCGGAGGGAUGUACCUCUUUUUACAAGAGACAGGACGCGCUGCUUAGACAUCAACAUGAAGAACACAGUAUACCGUAGCAAAGUGACGCAGAAUGUCUGGACGUUGGUGUCACCGUAGUACUUAACCUAUACGCCCCGCUGGGUGAAUUCGUCUUGUUGUUGCUUUGCUAUAGUGUCGCAAGUACUACCUGAGAACUAAUAUAACGCUUGGAACAGUUGAUCAGAUCAUGG
Somion occarium is the source of this 2730-nucleotide messenger RNA. The record is from the annotation of a GenBank genome assembly. NCBI's taxonomy places the organism in Eukaryota, Fungi, Basidiomycota, Agaricomycetes, Polyporales, Cerrenaceae.